GACGACGUUCUUGGUGGAAGCGCAGCUUGGGAGAACGUGGAUGCAACGGAUGAGCGCUGUCCGAAGUGUUCUCACGGUCGUGCUUAUUUCAUGCAAAUACAGACAAGAUCAGCGGAUGAGCCAAUGACAACAUUUUACAAAUGUUGCAAUCCUCAAUGUUCACACAAUUGGCGAGAGUAAAGUUUGUCUGCAGAAUUAUGUCGAUAUUUGAUGUCCAAGCAAACUUCAAGCAAACAUCUACUCAAAUGUCCAAUUACGUGAACCCAAUGGCGUUUUAUCAGAAGAAAGCACGAGAGAUGGUGAGUCUAUUGGAACCAGAGGAGAAGCAUUGGUUUGCUGGUGGUCCAAGAAGUAACGCUGUUGCACUAAACUGUCUGUAUAAUGAAAAAGUAAUAGCUGUGCCAACAGAUACAAUUUAUGGUUUCGCUGCAUUGGCACAAAACAAUAAGGCUAUCAACAAACUCUAUGAAAUUAAAGGACGUGAGAAAACUAAGCCAUUAGCUGUGACAGUAAGUUGCGUGCAUGAAAUAACACAAUGGGCUGAAACUGAUCAUCUGACGCCACGACUGUUGCGGGAUUUAUUACCAGGUCCUGUAACGGUUGUGUUAAAACGAAAAGCAAGCCUCAAUCCAGCAUUCAAUCCUGGCCAUGAGACUGUUGGCAUUAGAGUACCACGUUCAAAAUUCAUUCAAAGUAUUUGCACAACGAUUGGUCAACCGUUGGCUCUUACAAGUGCCAAUAUCAGUAAUGAACAGAGCUCUCUCCACCCAAAUGAAUUUGCUCCCCUUUGGCCUAAACUGGGAGCUAUUUUUUACGAAUUGCAAAAGCCUUCGAUGCUUGAUGAUGCACAGAGAGUUGGUUCGACUGUUGUUGACCUUACCGUACCUGGAGAAUAUGAGAUACUCCGAAAAGGUAUUCAUUACGCAAGGACUAUUCGUAUUUUAAACGAAUUUGGUGUUGAUCGUAACAAAAUUAUAGUCACCAACGCUGAGGAACUCCCAUCCGAAUGCAGCGAGUGUAUCAAUAUAAAAUAAAAAUAAAUUGUUAUAUUUAUUUA
Molecule: messenger RNA, 1057 nt
Organism: Venturia canescens
Lineage: Eukaryota; Metazoa; Arthropoda; Insecta; Hymenoptera; Ichneumonidae
Gene: Tcs1
Product: Threonyl-carbamoyl synthesis 1
Exons: 1
Coding region: 141-1034 (297 amino acids)
Biological process (GO): regulation of translational fidelity
Cellular component (GO): cytoplasm
Molecular function (GO): double-stranded RNA binding; tRNA binding; nucleotidyltransferase activity
Source: RefSeq, a predicted model, not a curated record